AUGAUUGCCUCAAUCCCAGCAGAUUACGAUAUCUUGUAUUUCGCAUAUUGUUUUCGUCCGCUCUUGCAAAUAAUAAUAUUUUCUCUCCUCAUGAUGUACAGUUUAUGGUACCUUCGAUUGGUAUUAGAAAUUAUAAUAGGACAACCAAUAACGACCUCGUUAAAACCAAUCGUAGCAACACCACAAGUCAAUCAAACAACACAGAGAAAUUUCGACGAAAAUAACAUUCAAUUUGUUCAUAAUUUAUGGCCACUUUCAAUAAGAUAA
Funneliformis geosporum is the source of this 267-nucleotide messenger RNA. The record is from the annotation of a GenBank genome assembly. Lineage: Eukaryota; Fungi; Glomeromycota; Glomeromycetes; Glomerales; Glomeraceae.